AAAUUAAUAACUUGAUUCAAUGAUUCGGAUAUCCAGAUCUUAGAAAGAGUUCGGAGGGCAUCCGCAUCGUUCCUCCCCCAGCCUUACAGCUUGCAGGAUCUCCAGCACCUCCACGCAUCGAUCCGGAUCCAGCUGAAAGAUGGAUGCGAACAGACGCCAGAGUGGAAUUCAGCAGUUGUUGGCUGCAGAGCAAGAGGCUCAGCAGAUUGUAAAUGCAGCUAGGGCAGCUAAGUCGGCAAGGCUUAGGCAAGCCAAGGAGGAAGCUGAGAGGGAAAUAGCUGAAUACCGUUCCCAAAUGGAGGCUGAAUUCCAAAGAAAGGUUGCAGAGAGCAGUGGUGACUCCGGUGCAAAUGUUAAACGUCUUGAGCAAGAGACAGCGGCAAAAAUUGAACAACUCAAUCAACAGGCUGCAAGUAUCUCCCCUGAAGUCAUUCAGAUGCUGCUGAGGCAUGUGACCACUGUGAAGAACUAAACGUUGAUGCGCAGCAAAUAUGACUGCAACCUUGUAUUUUCUAUUUAAUUCUUUAUAUCAGAGAGGGGUAAUAAAGGAUUUGUCACUUAUAGCUGUAAUCCAUGUUCUUGUUCACAGAAUAAGCUGCUGCAAUUUAGCAGCAAACCUGUCUGUUACUAUCAAAACUUGGAAUCAUUUGGUAAUUAUUGCUUUC
This is a messenger RNA of Panicum hallii, 665 nucleotides long. RefSeq names its product V-type proton ATPase subunit G1-like. Lineage: Eukaryota; Viridiplantae; Streptophyta; Magnoliopsida; Poales; Poaceae. Gene Ontology annotation, biological process: proton transmembrane transport. Gene Ontology annotation, molecular function: proton-transporting ATPase activity, rotational mechanism. The record is from RefSeq and is a predicted model, not a curated record. The transcript has 4 exons. Bases 140 to 472 code for a protein of 110 amino acids. Gene Ontology annotation, cellular component: vacuolar proton-transporting V-type ATPase complex.